Molecule: messenger RNA, 744 nt
Organism: Didymodactylos carnosus
Lineage: Eukaryota; Metazoa; Rotifera; Eurotatoria; Philodinida; Philodinidae
Source: the annotation of a GenBank genome assembly
AUGUCAAUGGAACAGAUGAGGAUGAAUGGUUAUGAGAACAAUUAUGAUUAUGAUAAAAUGAAACCAUUAUUUGAUAGUAUCAAAGCACCAAUAUCUAUGCGUAGUAUUGUCGAUGAAAUAAAUUCUGAUUUAGCAUUUAAUGAUCAUAGUGAAAUAUCACAAUCAGUAGUUCACGAUCAUCAUCAGCAUCAACAAAAACAUUCAGAAGCACCCACUUCUUCUCCAAGACAAAAUAUACAUCCACCAGUCAAUGAUAAUAAAUCAAAAUCACAACAAAAAUAUCGACGAGUACCACAACCACCACCAUCAACAAUGACGAACAAAAAGUUUUUUGGAGGUUUACUUGAUGUUCAUCCACAACCGCCUUUACAACGAUCAGGCUCAUUACGUCUACCAAAAGGUAAAUAUUAUACACAUCCGAUGUCAAGUACAUUUGGAUUUACGCCACAACAUGUCAACAGUAGUAGUCAACAUCAGCAACCAACAUUUGGUUUACAUGAUUCAAUAACAACAAAUAUGGUUGGUAUACCAUCAAUGGCGGAUUCAACAGCAGGAAUAAUGGUUGCUGCACAAGCUAUGACGGCUACUAGCCGUACACCAGCAAACUUAUUUCGAGCAUAUUCAACAUCACAUAUUAUGCAAUGUAAUCAAGUUGGUCAAUUCUUUACUAUUCCACCACAAUCACAGCCUCAAGUUUUCAUUUUAACACCAGUCAUUGGAGCAACAUUCAAUGCAAACGUUUGA